Amphiprion ocellaris (clown anemonefish) is the source of this 1742-nucleotide messenger RNA. It is a transcript of the gene rchy1, whose product is annotated as ring finger and CHY zinc finger domain containing 1. Bases 55 to 894 code for a protein of 279 amino acids. Lineage: Eukaryota; Metazoa; Chordata; Actinopteri; Pomacentridae. Gene Ontology annotation, biological process: protein ubiquitination; ubiquitin-dependent protein catabolic process. The record is from RefSeq and is a predicted model, not a curated record. Gene Ontology annotation, molecular function: ubiquitin protein ligase activity; zinc ion binding. Gene Ontology annotation, cellular component: nucleus. The transcript has 9 exons.
GCGGCCGAAGUACACGAGGCCAUACCCGAAGAAGAACCAAACUGUGGAGGAAACAUGGCUUCCCCUGCUGGUUGUGAGCACUACGUGCGCAGCUGCUUGUUGAAAGCACCUUGUUGUGGAAAAUUAUAUGUGUGUCGGUUAUGCCAUGAUGCAGAAGAGAACCACCAGAUGGAUCGAUUCAAAGUCAGAGAGGUGCAGUGCUCUGAGUGUCAGAUGGUGCAGCAGGCACAGCAGACUUGUGAACAAUGUCACGUGCAGUUUGGAGAGUAUUACUGUGACAUUUGCCACUUGUUUGAUAAGGAUAAGAAGCAGUACCACUGCCAGCCCUGUGGGAUAUGCAGGAUUGGGCCCAGGGAGAAGUACUUUCAUUGUGAGAAGUGCAAUUUGUGUUUAGCUCAGGAUCUGCGAGGAAACCACAAGUGUGUUGAAAAUGUUUCUAGGCAGAACUGCCCAGUAUGUAUGGAGGAUAUUCACACAUCCAGAAUUGGAGCUCAUGUCCUUCCUUGCGGCCACCUUUUACACAAGACCUGCUUUGAUGACAUGGUCAGAACAGGAGCGUAUCGGUGUCCUCUGUGUAUGCACUCUGCUUGGGACAUGGAGGACCACUGGGAUCAGAUAGACAAAGAAAUUGCUCAGUCACCGAUGCCUACUGAAUACCAGGGUGCUACCGUCAGAAUUAUAUGUAACGACUGCCAAGCCCACUGCACGGUGCCUUUCCAUGUGUUGGGGAUGAAGUGCACUGGCUGUGGCUCCUACAACACAGCACAGGACGGAGGACUCAUCCAGCAGCCUCAGCCACAGCAGGCAGAGGCUCAGCAGGACACUGAGAAUGAGGCUGAGACAGACACGGAGCUAGAGCAGCAAGAUCAGCAUGAGUCGGCCAUGCCACAUUAGCAGAAUUGGCUGAACCGUCACAGAUGGAUUUGACUGGGGCACUUUAUUGUAGUUACCUACAUGGAGUGUAGCAGUAGACUGAGCCAGUUUUUCUAGUUUGUACAUUCUUCAGAAAAAUCCAUCUAUUUUCUGUACCUUCAUAUGCUCUUCAGGGCUGGACUUAUUCCAGGAUGUGCAGGGUGAGAUGACGGGGCACCCUGGAUACGUUCCCAGUCGAUCACAGAACCUUCACAUUAACAUCUACAGACUAUUUGGAGUCAUAGUCCAUCGGACCUGCAUGUCUUUAGACUGUGAGAGGAAACCCACAAAAGCAUGAAGACAACAUGUAAACACCAAACAGUUGAUCACCUGAGAGAACCCCAGGAAGGUCAUGGGACUAAUGACUGUGUUACAAUCUAGUAAAUGUUUGAUGGUUUCAGGAACUGUGCCAUAACUCUUAUUGAACUGCUCUAGGUAAGACACUGUGAGCAGAUGUGUCUGUGUGUCCUAUACUGUAUGAGCCUGUGCAGCUUGACAGAACAAUCUGCCAGCUUUGGAAAUCUGUCAAAAAAGUUAGAACUGUCUUCAGCAACAUGAUUAACACUGUUGUAAAUCUCCACAAUAACUUAAUUUAGUGAAAGAUUGAUCAUAAGGGAAAGAUUCAUGGGGCAUUUAUGCAGGAAAAAUAAAUCAAAAAGGUCCAGAGAUGCUAUGUAAGUCAAAAAUGUAACUGUUGUUUUUCCUCAUUUGAUUUCUCAGUCCAUAUUUUAGCUCCUGAGUGUGGAUCCAGUUUAUGAUCUUCAGAUAUUGAUUCUACAUGUGAUAAAAAAUGUGAAAAUAAAUAAAUAAUGUUUCAAUUUAACAUCAAA